This is a messenger RNA of Rhopalosiphum maidis (corn leaf aphid), 1468 nucleotides long. RefSeq names its product protein eiger (gene egr). The transcript has 4 exons. The record is from RefSeq and is a predicted model, not a curated record. Bases 47 to 1240 code for a protein of 397 amino acids. Gene Ontology annotation, biological process: immune response. NCBI's taxonomy places the organism in Eukaryota, Metazoa, Arthropoda, Insecta, Hemiptera, Aphididae. Gene Ontology annotation, cellular component: membrane. Gene Ontology annotation, molecular function: receptor ligand activity; tumor necrosis factor receptor binding.
AUUUUAUAUUAUAAAAGAAACAGUAUGAAAAUCAUUACAAAACAAGAUGUGCUCUGCUGCGUCCCAGAAGUAUGUAAGUCCGCAACAUACAACACUAAGUCCUCAAAACAUGUACGUUGGAGGCAACGGAUUCACUCGUAAUUACAACAUGUCACCAUCUACCAAGCAAACUCAUGUAUCUCCCAUAUCAAUACAAAUGAUAGUUCUAAUUUUUUCGGUUUUAUUGUGUAUAUUCAGUUGUCUAUUGACUGUUACAUUGUCCUACAAAUGGCACAUCGACACUAAUCAACAAAUCAAUCGACUUGUGGGUACAGUUGAGGAUGCAAUACACGAUUUAAAUACCUUCACUGACAUAGUUAGAAAUGAACUUGUGGCAAAACAUGUAAGUAAUACAUACAAAGAUCAACACAAAGUUAAAACUGAUGGAAACGACUAUGAAGAUUUAGAAGAAGACUAUAAUGAAGGAGAAGAUCGAUUUAUGGGCAGAGACUUAGUGGACAACAAUUGGCCAGCAAAGACAUAUCAAGCAAACGAAUCAUACAAACCAAAAAACCGUGAGCGACGCAACGCUGUGAUUGAUGCAAAAAAUAUAGUGAAAAAUGAAUUAAAUAGCUCAAAAAAUGAAAAGCCUGAUGUAGAAAUAAUUCAAGAAGAAAAUACAGUGAAGACCUAUAGUCGAAGAAAGUCUAAAAAAAUGGGAAUGUUAAAAAAAAAAGUAUCUGUGGAAUCAGAAGAUGAAGAAUCAUAUGAAGAUUUUAAAGAAACUCGAGAAACUGCAGCAGCACAUUUUACAAGCGAUUCAUCAAAAUACAGUACCAAAACACAUCCACAUUACAAUGGAAAUGGACGUUUAAGACACCCGGAUGGCGAUUUUAGAGACUGGAACCAACAUAUAUGGGAAGUACCUCUAAACAGCGCAAAUCAUCUCACAAUGAAUAAUGGCAAAGUUGAAAUAUUGAAACCAGGACUUUAUUUUGUUUAUGCUCAAAUAUAUUAUUCAGAUAAACAUGAUAUUAAUGGAUAUUAUGUUAUGAAAAAUGAAGAAAAAGUACUUGGUUGUACUUCAACUCGCCAUCAAGAUACCCAAUCAUCAGAUUCAUGUUAUACAGGAGGUCUAAUAUAUUUCAAUGCUAAUGAUAACUUAUCCAUAAGAGGUUUAGAUAGUGAAAGAUUUAUAAUUUUGGAUCCUGUCAAGAGUUUUUUUGGACUCUUUAGAAUUUCAAGAGAUGGUAAAAGAUAGAUAAACAUGUAUAUUUUUGUUAAUCAACGAUCAUAUAAUUUAUUUAAUAAUAAUAAUAAUAAUACAAACAGUGUAAAAAAAUACUAUUUAAAAAUAUAAUAUAAACAUAAUUUGGUUCAGUCAUAUGAUUGGACGGAUUGGUUGUAUUACAUUAUUAUUUAUUACAAUACGCAUAUAAAAAUUAUUAUUUCUAAUGGACUAACAUAAAAUUUUAAAAAAAAUAUCUAU